AUUGAGAAGUAGAGCAAAAUAAUAAAAAACAAAACAAACAUUUUUGGUACACAAAUAGCCCUUUAGUGGGCAUUAAUUACUAAAUUAACGGUCGGCGACGGCGUCGUCCUCGUCCAACCACGCACCAUCCACCUCCACCUCUUCGGCAAUGGGCAACAAGCAGAUAAAGCAGCACUUGGAGACCGCCCAGAAGACGGGCAUAUUGAAAAUUUCAUUGCAGCGUCUGCAGGAGUUUCCGCCCCAGCUUAAAGCUUAUCCCAAUGUCUUGAAAACUCUGGAUUUGUCGGAAAAUCGCUUUGAACGCAUUCCAGAUGAAUUGGGUAGGCUGACGCUAUUGAAGCAUCUCAAUUUGAGUGGCAAUCGCCUGAUCGAACUCAAUGAGGUCAUCGGCGAGCUAAUCAAAUUGGAAGUCCUUUUGCUAAUGGAUAACAUGUUGACAAAGCUGCCCAAAGCGUUGGCCAAUUGUACACACCUGAAGACGGUCAACUUGAGUAACAAUCAGCUAAAGGAAUUCCCAUCAAUGUUCUGUGGAUUGAAACAAUUAGAUGUUUUAGAUUUAUCGCGGAACAAAAUUACCGAGGUGCCCUCUGAGGUUGGUAAUUUAUAUGUGACCGAAUUGAAUUUGAAUCAAAACCAGAUAUCAUCGCUGGCCGAGGAUGUGGCUGAUUGUCCCAAGUUGAAGACAUUACGCCUGGAGGAGAAUUGCCUACAGGCGAAUGCCUUAACGCCACGAAUCCUAAAGGAAUCGAAAAUUUGCAAUCUGGCCGUUGAUGGGAAUCUAUUCAAUUCGAAACAGUUCACCGAUUUGGAUGGCUAUGAUGUCUAUAUGGAACGGUAUACGGCUGUUAAAAAGAAGAUGUUUUAGCUUAAUUCUAGACCAAGUCCACCUCCUGUAUGCCUGUAUUUUGUUAGUCCCCUCCGCUUCCUCCUCCUCACUGCGAGCACCUAAAUGUGUAUGUGUAUGUAGCUUAAUUUUAUGCAAUUCAGUGUAAAACUAAAUGAAAUAAACACUUCGACAAAGAA
Drosophila willistoni is the source of this 1023-nucleotide messenger RNA. RefSeq names its product leucine-rich repeat-containing protein 57. The record is from RefSeq and is a predicted model, not a curated record. Bases 149 to 865 code for a protein of 238 amino acids. Lineage: Eukaryota; Metazoa; Arthropoda; Insecta; Diptera; Drosophilidae. Gene Ontology annotation, molecular function: protein binding. The transcript has a single exon.